Molecule: messenger RNA, 13944 nt
Organism: Xyrichtys novacula (pearly razorfish)
Lineage: Eukaryota; Metazoa; Chordata; Actinopteri; Labriformes; Labridae
Source: the annotation of a GenBank genome assembly
CACCGUCAAACAGCUGCCACUCCGUCUGCGCAUGCUCGCCGUCAGAUAUGAAUAUCAGAGGGUAGAAAGGUGAGGAAGACAAUAAUAUGAGAGCUCAGAGUCUGGAUAUAAACAGAUACAAGAAACACACAAGCGCUUUUUCACUCUUUGACGGUUCCAGGAAAGUUAAAGUCGUCAGUUCUAACCUCGUCUAAGCUCAGGUUGUCGUUAAUAUUUAGUUUGUAAACUUAUUUCUGUCCACGUUGCUCCAAGUGUUGUUGGUGUUAUUGACACAACUUUGUCACGUUGUCGUCGCGUUUUUCCAGCGUCCAUGGAGCUUUUAACGAGCGGAGACGGUGUUUUUAACCAAUGAAAUGGGAUUUACCGGCACGAGGAAGGUGUCGUGGGAUUGUACAUCUGUUUCACCAGUGGGAGAGUCCACGUCUUGAACCUGUUCGGACACUUUUAUGAGUUUAUUCUUGUCUUUUCCAUGGAGUCUGUUGGGAAGUUUGAGUUCAACAGGAAAGACCUGAUUGGUCACGGUGCCUUUGCUGUUGUGUUCAGAGGCCGACAUAAAGAGGUAACUUUACACCUGAGUAUUAUUAUUAUUAUUACAGCCUAAUUAGUUAUUGUUGUCUAUUUAUAUUUUGCUUUUUAACACUUCAUUUGUAGAAACGUGACUGGGAAGUUGCUGUGAAGUGCAUCAACAAGAAAAACUUGGCCAAAUCACAGUCUCUGCUUGGCAAAGAAAUCAAAAUAUUAAAGGUAAGAUGUUCACUUUUAUUGUUGGUGUACAUUUUAAUGAGAUUUUGUGUGUUUAGAUUUAACCAAGAUGUUUUCUCCUCCUUCUCCAGGAACUUAAACAUGAAAACAUUGUCAGACUGCUCGAUUAUCAGGUAAAUAUGGCCUUAUUUCUCCUCAUAUUAGUCAAAUAUUGUCACUCAGUGUUGUAGGCUUUUCUGCACAUGUUGCAGAUGUUUACAUAUUGUUGCAACAUCAGGCCUCAUUGGUCCAUGUAAUAGAGAGGCCGGAUGUUGUAGUUCUUUUACAGAGCUCAAGAACUCAGUGACCGCAGUGAAAAUUCUUGUUUUUAUGUAAAUAUUGUAAAAAUUAGGCGGUAGGCCAGACUCAGACAUGUUCUGGUUCUUUUGAUCGAUUGAUUGAAGUUUAUUUCGCAAAUGCAAACCAAAAAUAUAUAAAAUAAACCAAGAAAAGUAAGUCAAAACAUUAACAUAUUAAACGUAAAACAUAGAAAUAGAAUAACUUAUGAACUCCUACCUCUUCCCUUUAAAUAAGAAGUACCCACACUAAGCUUCCUUGCAACAUGUUUAGAUGUACCUGAUACUUAUAGAUAAAUAAAGUACGUUCAUGACUUUGUAUUAAAAAACUAAAUCUACAUCCACUUAAUACAGCUACACACAUUAAAAACAACAAAACUAAAUAAAACAACAAUAACCUCAUAACACUUAAUGCUACCCAACACCUUCCUCAUCCCUGUACCUCUUAAAAAUCAUGUCUUUAAACCUCAUUUUAAACUGUAUAAUCAUGUUUGAACAUUGCUUUAACUCCCUGGAAAACCUUUGUCUGAAUCAAAGUUAGAUUUUAGGGAGUUUACUGUAUGCAAAUAGUCGAUUUAAACUCAUAUGCGGGUCACACAUAGCAGAGGACAUCAACCAUUUGCUUGUAUGUCAGUAUGCGUGAUUGUGUGGGUGCCUUCCUGUUCUCACCUUACCAACACCUGCCAGAUAUCCAGACGGGGAGGGGUGAGCUGAUCUCUCACUGUAUGUCUAACAGAUGGCAGGGAGCAGCAGGUUCAACAAUGGCUUAAUAGACACACAGUCUCUACAGACACACAGCAGCUUGCGAGGCUAAUGAACUGAAAUGAUACACUCCGGGUCAAACUGUAGCAGCCUUUAAACACUGUCAUGUGUUUAUCCGCGGAAAUGGUACUCUCACGAUCUGUAAUAGUGAUAUAUUCUUCAUCAUAACAGCCAAAGGGUGUCAUUAAUUCAGCCCCACAUGUGGCAUUAACAGACCCUGUUGCUCAACUGUAUUAUGCAAAAUAAAAACAUGAGGGAACUCGCCCCCGCACUUAUUUAAUUCAUUUCAAAUCAGAUGGGACUGUGUGACAUGCUGAAUUUCCCACCCUUAAGCCCACCUAAGCUCAGUGGCCUUUUUGAUAUCAGUGAUGUCAAACGGAGAGGGAUGAUCUUGGAUGGUCCAGCGGGGCCAUAGCUGUACAGGGGUCAUAACAGGGUAAAGUUUCAGACCCCAGAGCUAGCCAUUCAAAUUUUCUAGAAGCGCCUCUGGUGACGGGCCAAAAGAGACUGAACUCAGUCUAAGAAAAGAGCAGGUGACGCUUGUUGUGUAACUUUUGGAGCAGCUGCUGAAGCCCAAAGGGGUUGAUGGUAGAAGUCGCAGUUAUCGACAUGUUUUCACUCGAAAUAAACGUGAUCUGUUUAAAAAAGAAAUGGUAAUAUGGAUGUAAUGUGCUUUCUUUGACAGGAAAUUGGAGGAUGUGUGUAUCUCGUCAUGGAGGUAUGUAGUAAAGUACAGAUCCAUUUAGCAGCGAUGUAACCUUACAGCAUCUAUUUAACAUGUCUCUCUCUUGUCUUUUUUAUAGUAUUGCAAUGGCGGCGACUUAGCAGAGUAUCUUCACUGUAAGUUUUUACCCUCCUGCAGAUGUGAUUGUUUCUCAUGUCUCUCUGUUUUCAACAAUAAAAGGAUAUUUCCAGCUCUCCACAUAACUGCUGUUAACCAAACUGACAGCUUGUUUAUUAAAGCCCAUGUGAGCGGUUUUUAGCUGGUUAUGAAACAGACUGAAAUUGAUACUGGUGCCUCUGUGUGAGCUUCAGUAGCAAACGAGACGAUCAGGAACAAGGCGAAGUGUUUCCUCAGAGAUAUUUCCAAAUCUGGAAACUGCUGUCAGACGAAGCGGUUAUCUAAACUGCUUUUUUAAAGUAAAGAUUCAUAUCAAGCGACGUGUUAAACCUCAGAAAAACUGAACUCUGCACAAGUAAAGGACAAUAUGGAGAUAAGAUGUACUACUUUUUCCACAGGGGGCGCCAAAAUCAACACAAACCAUCAGUCCCCCACAGGAGCUUUAAAUGGAAAUGAGACUGGAGCAGCUUACUUCUGUACUGGAGGGUCAGUUUGGUGAAUAAGAGGGUUGUAUUGGCUAAGACAAAUUAGUGUUUGAAGGAAUUAUAGCAUUAUGGCAGAUCAAACAGGACAGAGUGUUUGCAAUCAUUAAUACUUUGAAGAACUCGAACCCAUUUAUAUAGUUAAAGGGACAGUUCUCCAUGUUUUUGAUGUGGGGUUAUACAAGGUAAUAGUAAGUGGUUAAUAGUGUAUUACAAACAGUAGGUCAGCUCAGCCCUCAUUAUAGAGGUAAAUUUAUUAUGUAGAUCUGUUUAAGAUAUAAUACUAUGACAUAGUAUAAUAUAAUACAGUAUAAUAUCAUAUAAUAUAAUAUAUAAUAUACUAUGAUACAAUAUAAUAUAAUGUUAUAGUAUAAUAUGUUAUAAUAUUAUAUAGUAUAGAAUAAUAUAACAUAAUAUCAUAUAAGUAGCCACAGUACGUCACCUCAGCCCCCAUAGAGAGGCAAAUUCACCAUGUAGAUGUGCUAAUUUUAAGACAGUCAAACCAAAAUAUAAUAUAAAAUAAGAUAAUAUAGUCAUACUAAUAUAAUACUAAUAUAUGUGUAUGACAGUGGUCGGCCAAUAUCAGUUUAUCGAUUGCUAAUAUAUAAUGCCGAUUAAUAUAUUUGAUGAAACGCUAAAAUUUAAAACACGACUAAAGUUCUUGUGGGGAAUUUUUUGUUCGUGUCACUUUGGCGCCCCCUGUGGACAAAGCUGUCUUCACUUAUCUUGUCUUCUACAUGCUAAAUUGUGUUGCAGGAUUAAAAAGUUAUAUUCUACUAACUUUUAACUGACUACUAACUGAUGGUGUGCUGUAUCAGAAUAUAUUCUGUGGAAGAAUCAAAGCAGGUCUGUUUCUUCAGCUGAGACUUACCCUGUUGAACCAGUUUGGAGCAUUAAUAAUAACCAUAAAAACCGUCAGUCUCAUCACUGUUGGUCCUGUUUGAUUUUGUAUUUCAUAAAAAAGCAUCAUGUUGAAUAUUCAAAACUGCUGAACUUGAUUGACAUUAUGAUGAGAUAAAAAAAAGAGGACAUGGAUAAUCAUAAUAGAGUUAAUGUGUAGUAAUCUUAGCCAGGCAGUAACAUGUUCUCGUUUGACUCUGAAUUAACAAUAAAAGACAAAAACAUUGAGUUGAUGAAGCAGAAGAGGCCUCGCAGGUGAUUCUUCUGGGUCUAAAUUUACUCCAUCGGUGUCUAAGUGUCUAUUUAAACUCCGAUGUGGAACGUCGCUCUAAUUCUGCCAACAUGCCGGCAGGCAGCGUCUCUGGCCCAUCCUGUGCCCCUGCCAAGGAGGCUCAUUGCAGCUUUCUUGCAGCGCAGCUCGCAGUCACACUUGGCAAGGUUCACAAAGCACCCACAUGACCUCGCCCAUCUGUCACUCACUUAUCCCCUGUCCUCCUGUGGAAAAACACUGAAGCUAUAAAUACUGGGUGUACUGCAAGGUUGGGAUGGGGGUUGGAGGGGCGGGGGUGCUAGCAUGUCAGACAGCUUUGUCAAUAAUUUCUAAAUGAAGCCAGGUCGUAAACAACAUUUUCUUCCACGAAGUAUGACAGCAGUGACACUGAGAUGAUCAGACUUGUGCGUGAUUACCUGACAUCACUUAAGAGUAAAAACUAAGUGAAUCAGUUUAAGGUCACAUCUGUGUCUGAGGAGGAUUCAGCUUUUGAAAGUCUUAAUAAAGUCAGCCCUAAAAGCUGUCAGCUGAUAGUGAUAAAGCCUCUGGGAUCAACAGACACCUUCUCACGUGAGAGGAGCAGGUUUUUGUUUAUAGAGAUUCAAUGAAGAUAAAUUAACUGGUUUCAGGGGAUUUAAUCACAGACAGAAACCAGAAUUCUUGAAGAUUGACCUGCUUACCUUUUCACCAGAUCUGCUUCUUAACCUGAAUCUGCAUGGAGUUUUUUUCGUUGACCCCUGUAUAUUAGUUUCUUGCACUACUACCUAAUUAACAAUCAAGCUAAUUGGAUCUUUUCAUCCCUUUGACCCUCAGCUAAAGGCACUUUAAGUGAGGACACCAUCCGCACGUUCCUGCAGCAGAUCGCUCAGGCCAUGAAGAUCCUGCAGAGCAAAGGCAUCCUCCACAGGGACCUCAAACCCCAGAACAUCCUGCUCUGCCACCCUGAGGGGCGCAGGUCCAGUCCCACCAACACCUGCAUCAAGAUCGGUAAUGACUUCAACUCACUGGAGUCAUAUUUAUGGGUCAUUUUUAUUUUCAAUGCACAGACUCUUCUUUAUUUGGCCCUCACUGUGUGUUUCUCCCUCUCCAGCUGACUUUGGAUUUGCACGUCACCUCCAGACGAACACCAUGGCGGCCACACUCUGCGGCUCUCCCAUGUACAUGGUGAGCCUUCAUGUCUGUUUCUCUCCCUCCCUUCCUGUGGUUUCCUGAGCCAACAUGUCAGCCUGUUUCUGAGCUCUGUGUUUGUUCGGUCACAGGCUCCCGAGGUCAUCAUGUCCCAGACCUAUGAUGCUAAGGCUGACCUGUGGAGCAUAGGUACUAUCGUGUACCAGUGCCUGACUGGAAAAGCUCCCUUUCACGUGAGUGGUACUCAGAAGCACACACUCACACACUCACACACUCACUCACACACACACACACAAAAGCUGUGUAAUCUCUCUUCAGGUGGUUUGGAAAGUAGAUUUUAGAUUUUGAACCAGCCAAUUCUCACCAAGCCUUCUUACAUAACCACAAAUACUCAAAGUGAACAUGAUGCCUGUCGCAGCACAGCCAGACAAAGUGAUCCCAAAAGCGUCCAUCAAAUGCCUACCACCGCCGCCGGACUCUGCCUACUUUCCACUGCGGAUGGAAAAUGCCGGAACAGCCUGUCUCCUUGUUUGUAAAGAGUCUUGUUUACAGACGGUGGGCAUGUAGAAAUGGCUGACAGCCCCGCCGCUGAGCCCACAGUAAAUAUUGUUUCACAACCCGGGGUAUUACUUUCUUCUGUUCACGUGUCCGCUCACUGGAAACCUGAACUGUUAUUUGCACAUUUUCUCAGGUGUGAUUUCUGCAGAAACACCUGCUGACGUCGUGUCUCUUUGUUUUUGGCCUCAAACCCGCUCCCCUCUCUGUUUUAACGGCGGUUAUAAAAGACAAAAACAUUGUGUUAUUUGACCUUUUGACCCCGUUGAGGCUUUUUCUGUUACGGUUUCCUUGAAAGCGUUUUCCCAGUGAAGAGAGGAGGGAGGAGAGUUUCUAUUUUUGUCAGGCUGGUCACUGAGUUGAGAUGAGUCCAAGAGUCCACAUGAGGUUAGCCGCCGCCGCCGAUGAUGAUGACGAUGAUGAUGUUGUUGAUGUUUACAUAGCUGGCUUACCUGGAGUCUCCGCGGCUUCCACGUGUCGUUUCCUGGGAUCAUCAAACUCCCACCUGUUAGUUAUCUUUGGACUGAAUGUACUCAGUGUAAACUGGCACUUAAAUUUGUCAGCGUAUCGUCUAAUGUGUCGGUAGACCUUUCACUAUCUCCUGUUUAAAAACUCUGAAUGAAUCAUUUACUCUUUAAAAAAUAAUGUAUUUUGGGUUCAUUAAAUUUUUUAGAAAAAAAUCAAGUAUGACAAAAUAAAAGGAAAGAAAACAUUUCAAAAUAAAAGCCUGGGAUAGAGAAUAAAACUAUAGAUACAUGGAUAGAUGGACGGAUGAUAGGUGGAUGAAUAAAAGGAUUAAGGAUAGAUGAUGGAUGGAGGAUAAAUGGAAGAUAGACUGAUGGAUACAUAGAUGAAUGAUGGAUGGAUGAAUGAUAGAUGAACAGAUGAUCGAUGGAUUGAUGAAUAAAAGAACGGACAGAUGAUAGAUGAAUCUGUGGUUGAAUGGAUGAAUGAUGGAUGGAAUGAUGAUAGAUGGAUGGAUAAUAAAUGGGUGAUGGAUAAUGGUUCAAAAUUGGACAGAUGUGUGAAUUGAUGGAUGGAUGGAUGAUAGGUGGAUGAAUAAAAGGAUUGAGAACAGAUAAAUGAUAGUUGGAUGGAUGGAUGAUUUAUUGAUGGAUAUAUAGAUGAUUGAUGGUUGGAUGGGUGGAAUGAGGAUGGAUGGAUGAUGGUUCAAAGUUGGAUGGAUGGGUGGAUGGAUGGGUGGAUGGAUGGAUGGAUGGAUGGAUGGGUGGAUUAGUAGUUGUUCGAAAAGGUAAAUACAAACAUGUCUACUUUGCUGAACAAUAAUUAAUUGAUCAUGAAAAUUAAAAAUGUGAGUUAUUUUUGCUUCAUCUACAACCCUAACAUUAUUCCUUAUGUGUGUGUGUGUGUGUGUGUGUGUGUGUGUGUGUGUGUGUGUGUGUGUGUGUGUGUGUGUGUGUGUGUGUGUGUGUGUGUGUGUGUGUGUUCUUGUGUGUAUUCGUACAGGCCAGCACACCCCAGGAGCUCCGCUUCUUUUAUGAAAGCAACAGCACCCUCCUUCCAAGGUGAGCGCCCCCCUGAGGUAACCUGCGCACAUGUACGCUCCGUGUACUGAACACAAACAGCCGACACACUCAGGAGAAUAACAGGAAGGAUUAUAAAAAAAGCAAACAGCACAUGAAGAUCUGUCUCCUCUGCACACUGACUGACUGACUGACUGAUGAUUAACUGAAGGUUCAUUUACACUGUGCCCACUCGAUGUUUGGCGUGCACACUGAAGGUUUCCUGUUACACAGACGCCAUGAGAAGUCAAUGAUCCGCACACCUGUAACUUUCUCGAGAAGACACUCCAUCUUUGCUAUUUAAAGUCGUUUUGAAUCCUGGAUCCGUCACGUCUUGGACCCAGAUAGCACUGUUGUUUUCAUGCUGUAGUUAGCCGGCCUGCGUUGACUCGUGGUCAUGCUAAUCUUUGCGGCGAUAAAGCCAGAUGAUAACACAGGCCCCCUGUUUUUGUGUGAGCAGGCAUGGUCGGUUGUUUUCUUGUCAUUCUAUAUAUAACCUGCUCUGAGCUGCCAGCCAGCGGCCCGCACUGCUAUCAUUUUCCACAUGACCUAAAUAGCUCUGCACAGACGUAAACACACACACACAUCUACACACAGAGUCUGUACUGGCUAUGAAUGUCAUGAUGCCCUGAGGUUUUGUACUGUAGUCAUAAAUUGGAUUAAAAAUUCACAGCUCACUUUGAAUUUACGCAAUCGACCAUAAAUGUUGUUUGUGAAAAAGAAAUCACAUCCUUCAGCAAGAAAAUACGAACAGGGAAGGAGGAGACACUUUAAUGUCAACACACUGUAUAAAUCUAGAAUUUGCUUCUGUCCCAAGUUUUAUUUCUAUAUAGUUUCUAAAUAUAAGAUUUCUGUUGUAUUUCCUCAGCAUCCCAAAGGAGACUUCUAGCAGCCUCAGACACCUGCUGUUGGGCCUGCUGCAGAGAAACCACAAACAAAGGAUCAACUUUGGUAAACCUUCACAAACUCCCAUUGAAAAUCCCUCAACUUUAAUACUUUUUAAAAGCUUUCUCCUCACCUGUAAAUCCGUUUGCAUUUGCAGAUGAGUUUUUCCACCAUCCGUUCUUGGAGACCAGCUCAUCCACCAAGAAAUGUAGGCACUUUACCUUGAUCUUGUUUUGGACACUGUUUAAAAACCCUGUAUUUAAAUGAAAAUAGUGUAGAGACAACUUGUGAAAUGAUAAAACAGCAAAAGUUUGUCUUAUGAAAGAUCUGUGCUCAUUUUAAAUCUGUUAAAUUGUGGGUUUUAGAUGGUUGUCAUGAUUCUUUGAGGUUGUAGCUUUUUUUCAGUAAAAGUCGAGGUUUUCACUCAGGGGGGGGUGUUUUUUCCUGCACAGGCUCUCCUGUUCCCCUGAUCUCCUAUCCAAGUUCAGGUUCAGGAAGCUCCUCCAGCAGCUCCACCACUUCACAUCUGGCUUCCCCUCAAGUGCGUAUCGAUUCAUUCUACAGAAAGAAAAUCCACUUUCUCUUGCACACUUCUUGUGACUCUUAAACCGCUCCUUUGUUGCAGCAUUCCCACGGGGAGAUGCACCGCCUGCAGCCCAAAGCUCAGUACUCCCCUCCGCAGGACCCCCCGGUCUUCCUCAUAAGAGAACCAGCCAAUCAGCACAGCAGGAACACCUCGUCCUCCACAGAGGACUACGUCAUGGUUCCUGCACAGUUUCCCAGUAAGACAUCUUAACCUCACUCCAUCAAUAUUUCUCUAUACCAUCCAGAUUAUUUUACUCCUCACGGUCAGGAUACAUCUGACUGUUCCCAUUUCACUUUAUUUUUAGACGAGUACACGUGUGAUCUUGAAGUCGGGUCACCUGUUGAGAGUUGCCUCAUAUAUAGCGGGUGAGUCGUCUCUGCACGGGUGGAGAUCCUAAGAAUAGGAUUUCAGUGUAACAUGUUGCAAUCAUGAAAUAAGGUUCCUCCAUAAUCAUGAAUAAUGAGCUUUUUUCUUUAGUUUCUUUUCACCGACUGUUACAUGAGUGAUGAAAACCUUUAAAAUGAGCAGACAGAGCUGAUAAAUGUCUCUUUUAGGAGCUCACAGCUGGUAGAGAGAAGUCCUGGAUUUGCUGGAAAGACACCUCCGCCCUCACCCCGGCUACACUCUCCCCCCAAAUCUGUCAGGUAAUCACAGACUAGUCCCACUUUUGGUUUGUAGUUGAGAAAAUUCUCCAAAAUAAAUGAUUAACUUGAGUGUUGCAUAAACCGAACAGCAUGUACCGACAUGAAGGUUCAACAUGAGCAGCUGUGCUUUUACAGAGUUUGUUUUAAAGUCCCUCUCAGGUCUCUAACUCCUUCUGCUCUCUGUUUCAUCCGUGCAGUAAGCCUGUUGAAUUUAUCGGCCCAAACUGGAGCCAAGCAGUUCCCAUUCCUGUCCCGACUCAGAUCCAAAACUACCAGCGUAUCGCGCAGAACCUGCACCCUCCUGGUCUGCAUGGCUCCACCAGGUCAGAGCGGCUCCUCUGCUGUCUCCUCUCCUCACCCACGUCACCUCAAUGUUUUGUCUUUUUCCUUUUUCUGCACGUCUGACUCUGCCUCAUGUCAUUCAGGGUCACACUCUGCUGUGCCGACAGCAGCAGCAGCGAAAGCUCACCACAGUGUGGAGGCUGCGGCGCUCUAGGUCCACGAUCUGUCAGCUCCCCGAGACUGGCAUCCGGAGGUGCCAGACCACAGCAGUCCUCCCCUCCUGGUAGGCAGAGUCCUCAACUUUUGCAAAUUUUGGAAGCAGAUCUUGAUUUUUCAGCGCAGUUCUCCUGGACCGUUCACCGACUGAAAUAUGUCUCGUUUAGUGCAUGAAGCGUUAUGAUUACUUUCCUCUCUGUCUGACACGUUUACUGAACUCAAACAUCACUUCGAGAACACACCUGAGCUUACCUGUUUCAGUGCAAUCAUCUCUAAGUGAGUCGAACUACAUGAUCCUUCUCUGUUCUUCAGUGGGAAUGACCCCAAAGACCUCAGAGCAGAACCUUCCAGUCAGCACCAGAACCGGGCUGCUCACUAUCUCCCCUGACAAGCAGGUCAGUCCACAGAACAUUUACCUUUACCUUUACAGACUGAAGAACUACACUCAGCUGUUUACAUGUGAGCCGUUAAAUUCAGUUUUUUAAUUUCUCUGUUAUUUCUGGUUCAGUCGAGGAUGCCAAACCGAACACGGACAGUCCCCGACCUUCAGUCCCUCGCCUCUUCUCCUUCCUCCCAGAACAACUUCAGCAGGAAGUCAGCCAAUAAAAAGGGCCCGUUUAAAAGGUGAGAACAGCACCGUUUUCUUCUGGUUUCAUUUCAUGAAGGUGGAAUUAAACGUCAGAGAUCAACGUCUAAUCAAGACUGUUUGAUUAAUGCAUUAACCUGCCAUCUGCAGCCAGCAUGCAGACAUGAAUGAUUAACUGCUCCUGUCGGUGCGGGUGUCUGUAUUAAAUGUCCAGGUCGCUGAGCACAGGCAGGUUGUCUGACAUGCUGCUGAAGGCGGCCUUCGGAGCUCACCUUUUCGGAGAGGGAAGUGACGAGAGCCUCAACAGUGAGAAAAGCAUGGAUAUAACAGGUAAACGAGGCUGAGGUGUAAAAGUUAGAUCAUGAUUUAUACCAAGACUGUGUCUUUGUGUCUCAUAUUAGAGCGUUUUUCACCUGUUUGAAACAGAGGAACUAUAUUAAAGCACUCCUCAGCUGACUUGACCUCUUCUUAUUUACUCUCACAGCACCACCUGCUGGUUACCCCAGAGGAUUUCAGUUCACCGACAGCCCACCUCCUGCUGUCUUCACCAUGGGCUCUCCCUCUAAAGGAAACACUCCCCCUGAUACUUCAGCUUUGAAAAUGUUUUCAGGUAAGUUUAUAAGACUUUAGAAACCUCAUGUUUACAAACGACCUUGAUGGAGAGAUGUGAAUGAAGAAUAAAUGGAAUUUAACAGCAGAAGAGGGAAAAAAAAUCAUGAUUCACACCAAAUAUAAAAUAGAAGACAAAUAUUAAAGGAUGAUAAAAGAUCCUAGAAAUGGAAAAAAAGACAACGGCACAUCAGAGUAAUAAAAGAGAUAGUGGUGCUGAUAAAUACAAACCUACACAGGUCAUCAGUUUCUCACGCUGAUUUGCCAUGUUUCUGUUGUCUUCAAUUCAGGCUCCCCCACUUACAUGAACUCAGCCUGGCUGCUCAACAGUCGUCUUCUUCAGGGAGGAGGAAGCCACAGAAACAGCGAGAGUGAAGCCAUGGAUGCGACUCCACACAGCAGCCUGGUCUUCAAUCCUCCUGAGCUCCCUGAAGACACGCUGAUGGAGGUACAAACAAACACGAUCAUGACAUUACAGACACAGCGAAGAGAAAACAGACGAAUUCUGAGUCCAGGUUCUGUCUCUUCACAGCAGCCUCAUACGGACACUCUGAGUGAACUACGCUUCAUUUUGGCUUUCGUCCACUGCGUCAUGGAGUUGGCGGCUUCUAAGGAACUGGGCUCGGACACCAUCAGCAGUCCUGAUGUUUCCUUUUUGGAGCAGAGCUUGGUGACGGACCAGAUCAGCCUUCUGAGCAAAGAGUGGAGGUGAGAGGCAUGAAAGGUUAAACUGAUCUAGAACAAACACAAAGUACUAAAGUAUAAGAUUAUCAAACUAUCAUAAUACUGACUCCACUGUUUUUAUGUGUUCUGCAGCUAUGCAGAGCAGUUAGUGCUCUACAUGAAGGCUGAAGAGUUUCUGUCAGCGGCGCUGCACGCGGCUAAAGACAAUAUCAAACAGGGACAACUCCUUCCCUCUGCAACAGUCAAACAAGGUGAGAAUCCUGACCCUCAGUUCUAAAAAACUGCUGAAAUUGUUCUGAUUUGAGUCUCUCGGGUAUAACGAGACAUUUAACCCUUCAGGGAUCUCUGCUGCUCAAGUCUAAAUGUGGAUCUGUGUGUUAUUGUCUUUUUAAUACUCGGAUGCCUCUUUGCAGUGAUCAGGAAGCUGAAUGAAUUAUACAAGAGCUGUGUCACAUACUGUCGCUCCCUCAACCAUCGACUGCAGACCUUCCUGCUCGACAAACAGAAGCUGAUGGAGCGCUUUAAUGGACUCACAGCAGAGAAACUCAUCUACAGCCACACUGUGCACAUGGUGAGUUCACAACCCAGCAGGAGAUGCUCUGAGUCAUCUACCCAGCAUGCAUCAUUAUUUUAAUAGAUGUGCACUACAACUUUAAUGUGCUUUUAUGGAUUCAGGUACAGUCUGCUGCCUUGGAUGAGAUGUUCCACUAUGGAGCUGCGUCAGUCCAGCGCUACCACAAAGCCCUCUUGCUGAUGGAGGGUCUGUCUCGAAUCAUUACAGAGCAGAAAGACAUCGACAGUGUUGAUAAAUGUAAGCAGAGAAACCAAACAUCACACAUUCAUGCAUUUCCUGAGUCAUCUUUUCAAUCCUGAAACUCUCCCUCCCUCUGUUGUUCCCAGGUAAGCAGUGUAUUGAGCGACGCCUUUCUGCUCUGCAGUCUUAACAGCAUCCGUGACUGCGUCCAAAACAACUGCAUCCUCUUUCCUCAUCCAUCUCUCCUCGAUGUUGAUGGACUCUCCUAAACUGUUAAUACACACAAGCACUUUGAACCGUCUUAAGGAAAAUGACCAGAAGAGCGUCUGCUCUGAUCACCCCAGCCAGUCUCUAAUUUUUACAUAAAUGCACAGAAAAGACUGGAGGACAUUUUUGGAAAUGUAGAUAGUGUUUAGAUUGUCUGAAUACCUGAUUUAGGUUGUUUGUUUUCAUUACUUGUGUUUUUACAGACUGUAGCAUAGAGUGUUUGUGUUUGCAGAUAGGAUAAUCAGGUUAAAAAUUGCUGAUAUUUUAUGGGUUUUACUUGAAAUAAGAAUAAUUUUGUUGUGAAGCACAUGUGAUAUCAUGUGAUAUGUGUUGGGUUAAAGUUCAUGAGCCAACAGGAGACACAAUGUUUUGGAUAAGGUGACCAAAUACUGCAACUGUAUAGAGGUAAUGGUACGGCUGUGCCUGCUUUUUAAAACUGUUUAUCUGAACGAAUUAGUGGAUUUAAAGGUAAUAAAAGUUGAAGUUACCAAGUAGAGAUACACUGUCUUACACCAUAACUGUUAAUUAAUAGACUUUGACAUUUGGAUGUGAUCUUAGUUUCAGUGAAGCUGAUCCGUCAGAGUCCACAGUCUGAGUGGACUCGGUCAGAACAUGCUUUACCUGCAAGUCAAGUUGCUCAUGUUUCUCAACUGUUUUGUGUUCAUCAACAGAUUGUUUGUAAUGUUGUAGCAGUGUGGUGUCAUGGCAAGAGAUAGUUUUAGUUUUUAAAUGAAUUUGCACAUGAUUUCUGCCUGAUAGUUCACUCUUUCAUUAGAUUUGCACAUAGAAAUUUUGCAUACGUUUUGGAGUGUGAGCGAAACUUUGAGAGAAUUACGAUUUGCCUUUUUUUCUACUGAUGUUUUGUGAAUGCCUGUAAAAACUGUUCAAAUGAGUUGUUACACACUGAUGAAAAUAAAUAUUUAUUGUUUAAA